Molecule: messenger RNA, 2637 nt
Organism: Exophiala viscosa
Lineage: Eukaryota; Fungi; Ascomycota; Eurotiomycetes; Chaetothyriales; Herpotrichiellaceae
Product: potassium channel-like protein
Exons: 2
Coding region: 458-2506 (682 amino acids)
Biological process (GO): potassium ion transmembrane transport; stabilization of membrane potential
Cellular component (GO): plasma membrane
Molecular function (GO): potassium ion leak channel activity; outward rectifier potassium channel activity
Source: RefSeq, a predicted model, not a curated record
UAAAGAGAAGGACAUGGCAUCUCGAAAUAAUGAAAAAAAGAGGGUGAGCGACACCCAACGUACUAACGUCACUACGUCAUAGUAUCAAACAUACCAAGAUACGCGAUGUCACGUGGAAAAUGCUUGUUUAUUGCUUGGUAUCGUGUUUGAUGGGGUCAACCCUUCGAGUUGUCUUGGCUUGCAUUGAAUACUGAGAUACUCAAUUCCAGAAGCAGCAGGAUCCAGUUGAAAGACAUCAAAACACCGUCAAAUUAAUAUACCCCUGUCCUUAUACUACAAGCAAGGCUCAAUCUCCCUUGACUGAUUCAUUCCUCAAUAUUGUCGUACAAUGACGACAUAGGUUUGUGCUUGACACGCGUCUCCAUCGACUUGCCGUGUCUACAAACUUGAUGAAUUUUCGCUGUUGUCUCUUUCUUCGCUCUUCGAGUUCGGGACAUGGAAGGUGAAACCACACAACAUGGACAAUCAACGAGAUGAUAGCGACUCUGCCGACUACGAGACCGGUCAUGCUGGCAAUUUUCCCGCACCACAGGGGAUAGUCAACGUUCCCAGGCAUGAAGCGGCCCAAGAAUACGUCACAAAGGAUGAAGAGGAUGCAGUGAUAGACUACAAUGCUCCCAUCAGUUGGUGGGUAUUGUCUACGUUGUUCCCACUUAUCGCAGGAACAUUCGGACCCCUGGCCUCGACCUUCAAUAUCUGCGCACUGGCAAUCACCUGGAGAACCACUGUCGCCCCGAACUCUCCAGAAUCCGAGGGCACUCAUAUCUCGGAUCCAGCAUGGCUCCUCGCAGUCAACGCUGUCAGCUUGGCCAUUGCGGUCGUAGCCAACCUCUUCCUCUUGGGCCAAAUGACUGACCGCAUUUCUUACACACGAGCCGCUCCAUGUUUCAUCUCCGGCUGGUAUGUUAGCUCAUUGCUUCUGUUGGGCCUCAUUGCAGCGACACCGACCCAUUUGCCACUACCAGCAAACACAACAGCAACCUAUUCGCAGGCCUUUUUCUACGGAAUCUUCGCCUGCGUCAUCUAUUUCAUACUGGCCUCCAUGUUGCUAACGACAGCAAUCAACAUGAAAUUUCGUCCACCGCCAUUCAGCCACACAUUCAAGUUGACAAUGUCGCAGCGCUCGCUCAUGCUUCAAACCAUGCUGUUUUGCGGCUACCUUCUCGCGGCAGGUGCUGUGUAUUCCCGUGUCGAAGGGUGGGAUUUCCUGGAUGCUGUCUAUUUUGUGAAUGUGACUUUGUUCACGAUUGGCCUGGGAGACUACCAUCCACUUACCCACCUGGGAAGGUCGUUGUUCUUUCCCAUGGCUAUUGGAGGUAUCUUGUUUGUCGGUUUGAUAAUUGCAUCGAUUCGAACUCUGGUCCUUGAGGCGGGCUCAUGCAAAAUCUCGGCUCGUAUGGUCGAGAAAGCGCGCCACGACGUACUGGAGUCAGUAGAUCCACAGACAGGCAAGGUCAAGCUUUCCGCAUUUCGCACGAAGCAACUCAAACCAGAUCCCUCCAUGUCGGAACUCGACCGCCGAGAAUUGGAAUUUGACAUUAUGCGGCUGGUGCAGAAGAAGGCUGGGCGAAGGUACCAACUGCUCGCGCUUGCUAUUUCUGGUUCGUGCUUUUUCGUUCUGUGGUUUCUCGGAGCCGUCAUUUUCUGGCAAGCUGAAAUGGCAACUGGUGGGGAGAAUUGGUCCUAUUUUGAAGCCUUGUAUUUCACCUAUGUGUGUCUUCUGACCAUAGGCUAUGGCGAUUUUUACCCUCAGACGAAUUCUGGCAAGCCCGCUUUCGUAUUCUGGUCUUUGAUCGCACUCCCUACACUCACGGUACUCAUUGGUGCCAUUGGAGACACCAUAUCCGAUGCCGUGGCGUCCUUCACAUUGUGGUUCAGCAGACAUGCGCCUGAAGGACUGAAAGCAUUUAGGCAAGCAAAACAGGCAGCUCAAAAGAAACGCAAUCGCGAAGGUGAAGAAGAGUCGGCAAAGCCCCCAGGAUUCAUGAGUGAUGACUCCGCCGGGAAGGGGGACUUCGAGGAUGAGAACAUCGCCAAGGCUGUUCAGGCACUCGGUCGUGGUGAACAGAACAAUGCUCAACAAGGCGACAAGCCACAAAGUGAGGAAGAGGCGCAAGCAUUGCUCUCAGCAUACCGGUUGCACAUUCUCAUGCGUGAAAUGCAAAACGUCAUUCAACAUCUCGACAACCAACCCCCCAGGAAGUAUACUUAUGCCGAAUGGACAUGGUUUCUGAAACUUCUUUACGAGGACGAGGACGAAUCCAAAGGUCAUCGUCUGCCGUGGGAUCAGACUGUGGACGUAUCAGCGCCACUAAGAAGACAGCACGAAGAGAAGUGGAGUUGGCUUGGCCAAGAGAGUCCAUUGAUGAGCAUGGAAGACGAGCCGAAAUGGGUUCUCAAUCGGCUGCUGGAAGUUGCACAACGAACAAGCAAGAAAAGAGGGGACUACUUAUUGAAGACCUGGAAGGAGAACCAGGGCCGAGCCCUUCCGGCUAGCGACAGUUGAGGUAACCGCUGAAUGAAUGUUAUGCUACUCACUUCACCCAGAAAGGGGCCACCACUCAGCUCUCCAUCUUGAAUUCUAAUCACCAUACCCCAGUCAUGACAUCAAACGGCCGGUGGUGACCUAGAGCAACU